This is a messenger RNA of Saccharomycodes ludwigii, 1602 nucleotides long. RefSeq names its product cytosine permease. NCBI's taxonomy places the organism in Eukaryota, Fungi, Ascomycota, Saccharomycetes, Saccharomycodales, Saccharomycodaceae. Gene Ontology annotation, cellular component: fungal-type vacuole membrane; plasma membrane. Bases 1 to 1602 code for a protein of 533 amino acids. The record is from RefSeq and is a predicted model, not a curated record. The transcript has a single exon. Gene Ontology annotation, biological process: transmembrane transport; cytosine transport. Gene Ontology annotation, molecular function: nucleobase transmembrane transporter activity.
AUGACCUCAUCAUCAGGUUACGAACCACAUAAUACUAAUAAUAUUCAGGAAUUUAUCGACUUGGAAAAGAAGGAUCCAGAAUAUAAAUUAUACGAAGAAGAACAAGAAACUGAUUCCUUACCAAUAAAUAAUCCAGAUGAAGAUAAUUUCGAAUACACUGAAGAAAAGAAAUUACCCUUUUUCAUUAGGUGGUCUCUAAAGUUAAAUGCAGAAACUAAAGGUAUUGAACCAAUUACUGACGAGGAGAAAACUGAUAAUUCUGUGAUUGGUGCAGCAUCCAUGUGGUUUAGUGCCAAUAUGGUUUUGGCUUCGUUCACCUUGGGUGUCAUUGGUAUUCCUAUUUUUGGUUUGAAUUUUGGUGCUUCUGUUCUAACCAUUAUAUUUUUUAGUAUAUUAGGUAUGCUACCAGUUGCCUAUUUUUCUGUUUUUGGUGCUGAAUUGGGCUUAAGACAAAUGGUUUUAAGUAGAUAUUUAUUGGGUAACAUAACGGCCCGUAUUUUUUGUUUAGUUAACUGUAUUGCUUGUGUAGGCUGGGGUAGUGUUAAUACUAUUGCUUCUGCACAAUUAUUAUACAUGGUUAACAAACCGCACUCUUGUCCUCCAUGGGCCGGUUGCUUGAUUAUCUGUGUUGGUACUAUCAUGGUCACCUUUUUUGGUUAUAAAGUUAUUCACACUUAUGAAAAAUGGUCUUGGAUCCCCAAUUUUGCGGUCUUUUUGGUUAUUAUUGCCAGACUAAGGAAAUUGGACACUUUUGAAAAUGGCCCAUGGGGCGGUGGUCCAACAACUGCCGGUGGUGUUUUAAGUUUUGGUGGCUCUAUUUUUGGUUUUGCUGCUGGGUGGACUACCUAUGCUGCGGAUUACACCGUCUAUAUGCCAAGAACUAUCAACAAGCCAAAGUUGUUCUGUUCCCUAGUCGUUGGGUUGUUAACUCCAUUGAUUUUCACUCUAGUUUUGGGUGCUGCUGCUGCUGCUUGUAUCGCUAACUCUCCAAAGUUGACCAGUCUAUACAAUGAAUACGGGAAUGGUGGUUUGAUUUUCGGUAUCUUGGCCGAAGAUUCUCUACACGGAUUUGGCCAAUUUUGCUGUGUUAUUUUGGCCAUGUCUACAAUUGCCAAUAAUAUUCCAAAUAUGUAUUCUAUUGCCUUGGGUGCACAAUCCUUUUGGGAACCUUUAUCUAAAGUCCCAAGACCAUUUUGGACCAUUGCCGGGAACGGUAUUACCAUCGGUAUUUCCAUUGCUGCCUAUUAUGCCUUUACAAAUUUCAUGUCCUCUUUUAUGAGUGCCAUCGCCUAUUAUUUGGGUAUUUACAUUGCCAUUUCCAUGUCCGAGCACCUUAUUUUCAGAAAAAACAGUUUUUCCAAUUAUAACGUUGAUGAUUGGAACAGGUGGGAUAAAUUACCCGUUGGUUAUGCUGGUACUUUUGCCUUGAUUGCUGGUGGGUUUGGUGUUGCCCUUGGAAUGAGUGAAACUUAUUGGAAUGGUCAAAUUGGUAGAUUGAUUGGUGAAUAUGGUGGUGAUAUUGGUUUUGAAAUGGGCUUUGGUUGGGCUUUGGUUAUAUAUCUCAUAUUUAGACCUUUAGAAAUAAAGUAUACAGGUCGUUAG